GAAGAGUAACAAAUGACAAGUUCUCAUUUCCCAUAUACUUGUGCUAUAUGGUUUAUGCUCCUCUUUACAUUGCUGGACCAAUCAUUAGCUUCAAUGCAUUUGCCUCGCAGUUGGAUUCUCCCCAGAACAUAUACUCAUCCCGAGAUAUUGCUUGGUAUGGAUUCCGAUGGGUUUUUUGUCUUUCACUAAUGGAAGUCAUGACACAGUUCUUUUACUAUAAUGCCUUUGCUAUUAGUGGUUUGUGGAAACAAUUGUCUCCAAUGGACAUCUUUAUCAUUGGAUAUGGUGUAAGUUCUGCUCUUAAUAUGCUUUGGUUCUCCUAAAACUGAAAGCAGUUCUACUUCUGUGAAUACCUACUUCUACUGUAUUCUAGCUGUUGAAAUUAGUCUUUGUAAUUGUGAAAUGUGGAAAAAUCUAAUUAACUUAUGAAGAGUU
Molecule: messenger RNA, 435 nt
Organism: Salvia miltiorrhiza (redroot sage)
Lineage: Eukaryota; Viridiplantae; Streptophyta; Magnoliopsida; Lamiales; Lamiaceae
Product: membrane-bound O-acyltransferase gup1-like
Exons: 3
Coding region: 48-323 (91 amino acids)
Cellular component (GO): endoplasmic reticulum
Molecular function (GO): acyltransferase activity
Source: RefSeq, a predicted model, not a curated record